This is a messenger RNA of Cornus florida, 2199 nucleotides long. Its product is annotated as WRKY transcription factor WRKY24-like. NCBI's taxonomy places the organism in Eukaryota, Viridiplantae, Streptophyta, Magnoliopsida, Cornales, Cornaceae. The transcript is spliced from 5 exons. The coding region runs from base 171 to 1943 and encodes 590 amino acids. The record is from RefSeq and is a predicted model, not a curated record. Gene Ontology annotation, molecular function: DNA-binding transcription factor activity; sequence-specific DNA binding. Gene Ontology annotation, biological process: regulation of DNA-templated transcription.
CAUUUCACUUCACAUUUCCACAGUCAACACACCUCUUCACCUUCUCAGAAGAUACCUCUAAUCAGCCAAACAAGAGAGAAAUUUGUGCUAUACUCUACGUGUACAUCUUCUCUUCUUUCUUCUCACCAUCCCCCUCAUAUCUCUCUCUUUCUCUCUCUCUCUACUCUCUCAUGGGUUCUUCUUCAGGGAGUUUGGAGACUUCGGCAAACUCAUACCCACUAGCAACAACUACAUCAUCCACCUUCUCUUUCUCAACUCCAUUCAUGAAUACCAACACGGUCAACACCUCUUUCUCUGACCUCCUUGCCUCCACCGACAACUACCCCACCACCACCACCGCCGCCGUCAGCCGUGGACUUUCAGAUCGUAUCGCCGAGCGAACGGGUUCCGGCAUACCCAAAUUCAAGUCAAUUCCGCCACCUUCACUGCCCAUUUCUCCACCAGCUGUAUCACCUUCCUCCUACUUUGCCAUCCCACUUGGUUUAAGCCCAGCUGAGCUCUUGGACUCCCCUGUUCUUCUCUCAUCUUCUUCCAUUCUACCAUCUCCGACUACAGGGGCAUUCCCUUUUCAGUCCUUCAAUUGGAAGAGCAAUUCUAACAACCACCACCAGAGUCUGAAGCAAGAAGAGAACUAUUCUGAUUUCUCUUUCCAACCCCAAACAAGGCCUCCCACAUCAUCCACAACAAUCUUUCAGUCUCAGAACAACACAAUUCCAACUGAAGAACAAGCAUGGAAUGUACAAGAACCCGUGAAGCAAGAUGGUGGAAAAAGUUUGGUGAAAUCCGAAUUCAAUUCGAUGCAGAGCUUCUCCCCUGAGAUUGCAACAAUUCAAACUAACCCUCAAAGCAACGGCAACUUCCAAUCGGAUCAUAAUAAUUACAAUCAAUCAUCAUCGAUAAGAGAGCAGAGAAAUUCAGAUGAUGGGUACAAUUGGAGGAAAUAUGGGCAGAAACAAGUGAAAGGGAGCGAAAAUCCGCGAAGUUAUUAUAAGUGCACAUACCCCAAUUGUCCAACUAAGAAGAAAGUUGAGAGAUCUUUAGAUGGGCAGAUUACUGAGAUUGUUUACAAGGGUAGUCACAACCAUCCCAAGCCUCAGUCUACUAGGAGAUCAUCAUCAGCUUCUUCUCAAGCAAUUCAAGCUUGCAAUCGUCCCGCCAAUGAAAUCCCAGAUCAGUCAUAUGCCUCACAUGGCACAGGCCAAAUCGACUCCGUUUUGACACCGGAUAAUUCCUCCAUCUCGAUCGGGGAUGAUGAUUUUGAGCACAGUUCUCAGAAGAGUAAAUCUGGUGGAGAUGAUUUUGAUGAAGAUGAACCUGAUUCCAAAAGAUGGAAAAGAGAAAGUGAAAAUGAAGGUAUAUCAGCAGCUGGGAGUAGAACAGUUAGAGAACCUAGGGUUGUAGUUCAGACAACAAGUGAUAUUGAUAUUCUUGAUGAUGGGUAUAGAUGGAGAAAAUAUGGGCAGAAGGUGGUUAAGGGUAAUCCAAAUCCAAGGAGCUACUACAAGUGCACAAGUCCUGGAUGUCCGGUGAGAAAGCACGUAGAGCGAGCAUCGCAUGAUCUAAGGGCGGUGAUAACAACCUACGAGGGGAAGCACAACCAUGAUGUGCCUGCUGCACGCGGUAGUGGCAACCACGCCAUCAAUAGGCCUUUCCCCAACACCAGCAACAACAAUGCUGCCAUUGCCAUAAGGCCUUCGGCUGUGUCUACCCAUAACCCUAACAACUCCGCCAUCAACCCAAUUCGCGGUGCAAGGCAUGCAGCAUCCGAAGGGCAAGCACCCUACACACUGGAGAUGUUGCAGAGCCCCGGGAGUUUCGGAUUCUCAGGGUUUGGGAACUCCAUGGCCUCUUACAUGACUCAGCCACAACACGAAGACAAUGUGUUUUCUAGAGCCAAGGAAGAGCCUAGGGAUGACAUGUUCCUCGAGUCCUUACUAUGCUAAGUAGCAUGCUUCCUUGACAAAAACAAAAUAAGGUGGUCAGAUUCAUUUGUUUAUUCGCAUUUAGUUUGUUUUGUAUAUUUUACAGGAAUUUGGUUUUGUAUAUUGAAAAUUGUAUGGUAUAUAUAGCAGUUCCUGAACGUAUUUUUUUCAUUUUUUUUAGGCAUUUAUUUUCCUAGAGAUAUAUAGCCCCAAAUGUAAAAGAAAAGGAUGUAGCGAUUCUUUUUGGGUAAUUAAAUGAAAAUUGAAAUUGUGAUAA